Molecule: messenger RNA, 612 nt
Organism: Bipolaris maydis ATCC 48331
Lineage: Eukaryota; Fungi; Ascomycota; Dothideomycetes; Pleosporales; Pleosporaceae
Source: RefSeq, a predicted model, not a curated record
AUGUCAACCAGAUAUCUCCAACCUGUCUAUUCUCUAGCCCCAACUUACAUCCCUGAAUCUACCCGCCGCGCUACUCCACUCUACUCAUUCACGACCUACCAAACAGACAAAACCACAGCCGCAACUACGCAAACUCAUACCACCACCCAACCUACGAAACCACCCACUCUCCCCCAGAUAGACGGUGGAUUCGAACACCAUCAUGUCCACCAUUCCACCCACGAUCCAAACUUUGCUCAAUUCAGUACCCUCUCGUAUCCUCGUCACCAACACAGUAUCCAACCAACUCUUCGCGCUCGUAACAUUCCAAUCAUGCUGUCUCUACCAGUCCCACCACCACCACCACCGCCGCCUCUACACCAACAGUCCCGUCCCACAGGCAACACGGUCCACGAUCUCCUUCCUUACUGCACUACCGAGCCACCCUUGAACGAAGCCCAAGUCAUUGCUUUGAGCGAUGUGGUGGGGAGUCUGAGGGAGCUUGUGCCGUUGGCGCUUGCGGCUGCGGCUGGGGAUAAGAGAAGUUUGAGGAAGCUGGAGAGUGCGGUUGGGAAGCGGGAUGCGGUGGGUGUUGUGGAGUUUUUUGUGGAUGAGUGGGAGAUUGAGGGGUGA